Messenger RNA from Clonostachys rhizophaga, 789 nucleotides. Lineage: Eukaryota; Fungi; Ascomycota; Sordariomycetes; Hypocreales; Bionectriaceae. The record is from the annotation of a GenBank genome assembly.
AUGAAGAUUGAAAAUCGCACAUUUAUUAUUUCUGGCGGAGCUUCUGGCCUUGGGAGAGCCUGUGUGGAGGAGAUAUGCAACAAUGGAGGGAACGUUGCCAUACUGGACAUGAAUGAAGAGCAGGGUCUCGAGUUCGCGAAAGAGCUUGGGGACUCGGCCAAAUUCUUUGUCUGCAACGUCCUCGAAACCGAGAGCAUCACAGCCGCGGUACAAGGCACCGUCAGCUGGAUCAAAGAGACGGGCAAAGCACUCGGCGGCGUCAUCCCCGCCGCCGGCGUAUCAACCCCAUCGACUAUUCUAGGACGGGAUGGCUCAGCAUUCAGCUUGGAUGAUUUCGACUUUGUUCUCAAUGUAAACCUGCGUGGGACCAUCGACCUCGUCCGACAGUCAUUAGAGCAGCUUGCGCAGACCCCGCCAUCUGGGCCAGACUCAGAGCGUGGUGUUGUCAUCAUGGUGGCCUCAUCGGCAGCCUUCGAUGGCCAAAAGGGCCAAGUCUCGUACUCAGCCAGCAAAGGAGCUGUCGCAGCCAUGACGCUGCCAAUGGCGCGAGAUCUAGCCCGCUAUGGUAUCAGAGUUGUCACAAUUGCCCCGAGCCUGUUCGAGAGCCGAAUGACAAGCAUGAUGUCGGAGAAGGUUAGGAAAAGCCUGGAGGGUGCAAUGGAAUUCCCCAGAAGGGCCGGCCAGCCAAAUGAGUUUGCCCAGCUGGUGAGGCAGGCGAUCGAGAACAUUAUGCUCAAUGGCGUCGUGAUUCGCUUGGAUGGAGCAAUGAGGAUGCCCAGUAAGAUGUAA